AUGAUUCCUUCCUCCACUUCUUCUUCCUCUACAAAUUCAUCAUCAGCAACACCAUUGUUGUUGACGCCAUCAUCAUCCAAUCCUCAUACAACCACCACCAUCAAUAGCAAUGGAACAACCAUCAUGACGACGAGUAGCUCCAUCCCCACAGGUACUAGUAAUAACACAACAACCACUACUCCAUCAACGGCCAUCAAUAUUGGAACUUCACUGUUGACAGUUAGCAAUUCUUCUAAUAAUAAUAAUAAUAACACCAUUUCAAUGUACAGCACAAUAGCACAAUCUCCUCCGAGCAAUACCAAUUCACCCAUUCAUCAUUUGGCAUCAUCUUCGAAUAAUCCAUUCAAUGCAACGACCAAUGCUACUAGUAGCAGUAGUAACAGCAGUAAUAAUAAUAAUAAUACGACCAAUUCCACAACUAUUAUGAAUAAUAAUUUCAUGAAUGGAACUCCAACGACAUUAGGUCUUCCCAAUUCUGGAAGUAUUUUUAAACCAUCCUCGACAUCACUCGUUUCAACAGCAACAGGAGAAAACACAGUGAUUACAACUACGAGAGAAGAACAAUCAAUUUAUGGACACUAUACAAAAAUUGUCGAUAAAUCUGAAACACAACGAACAGUGACAUAUGCCAAUGUCUUUAGAUUGGCAACUGAUUUUGGAUUUUUAAUUGAUAAUGAAGAGCUCAGUGAUUGUCAACUUCGAGUGGGAAGUGGAAAAAAUCAAAGGACUUUUCAUUGUCACAAAGUGAUUUUAUGUCAACGAUCAGAAUAUUUUAGAAACAUGUUUUUGGUACAUCGUGGCAUGUUUUUAGAAUCUGCUUCUACACCAGUUUCUGGAGCUACAAAUUUACCUUUUUCUGAUAAGAGCGGAGAAGUGUUAACAAACUCAUUCGGAACGAGAAUAUCAGUGGUUGAAAAACCAAAUAUUGCACCAGCUGUCUUUGAAAAAGUUUUACAAUAUAUUUACACUGGAAGAGUGACAUUUACCACAAAACUAAAACAUAGAAAAAUUAAGGACAAAACGGUACAUGUGGCACAAAUGCAAAGUCCUGAUGACAUUGACAAUGUAAUUUCCAUGUGUAUGCAUGUAUUGGCUGCUGCUGACGAACUAAUUCUACUUGAGCUUAAGAGUUUCUGUGUGGAUUAUGUAAAACAAUAUAUUGAUUCUGAGUCUGCCAUUGUACUUUUAGAUUUAGCUCUCAAAUACGGAUCUGAGGACUUGAUUGAGAGUUGUUUUGAUUUUAUCAAACAUAACGCUCGUGAAGUCAUUGCAAGUGAAUCAUUACCUUUUGUCUCGCAUUUAACCAUGAAAGUUUUCUUGGAAAGCGAAUAUUUAGCUGUUGACGAAAUUGAACUAUUUCGAGCAUUACUUCGAUGGGGAAUGUCACAAAUAGAAAAUUCAGAUGAUACAGGAUUACUUGCCACUGAAGAAGAUAUUUCAGAUGACGAAGAAGUUGAAGAUAUUCUUAUUGAUGAGGAAACCAAAGAACAAACAGUCACGCAUGUGGUUGAUAUGAAAGACUUGAAAGACCUCUUAUGUGAACCUCCAGAAGAAGAGGAACUCAUCUUUAGAAAGAAACAGUUGGCAAUGAACCGAAAGCGUCUACUCAUGAAUGAUUACAAUGAAGCGGAUGACUCAGAGUCAGACACACCAUUUGCAGUUGUGAAAAAUCCACUACGAGACGAUGUUAGUUUACACACUAAAUUUUCAUUGGAUCCAGUACCACAAAAUAGACAUCAUACCGAUCUCAUUCAACUGGCCAAUAGACUUGCUGAUGAAGAUAAAGAUCUCAUUAGGCAAGUGGUGCGAGAUUUAAUUCCAUGCAUUCGAUUUCCUCUCAUGACAGCUCAUCAAUUAACAGAUGUUGUUGAAAUAUUUGGAAUUGUUGAUGAUAGUUUAUUGUUGGAAGCUUAUCGACAUGUGUGUGCUCCAGAUCGAACACUACCAAGUACCUGUAAAAGAGCUCAAAAGAGAAAAGGAGCCUCUGACAAUGAACAAUCACACUUUAGUGGUUCCACCAUUUUGAAAUCAAAGAAUCGACAAGAAGUGAUCAAAAUGUGUGGUGAAACAAGCAUUACCAAGGGUAAAAUGUGGACAUUGGCAUUUAAGGCUUCCAAAGAUGGUUUUGAUAGUAGUGUCUUUCAUCAGAAAUGUGAUACGAGAGGACCUUCAGUGUUGGUAUGUCGAACGACAGAAGGUUACAUUUUUGGAGGUUACAACUCGGUGGAAUGGAAUAGUAGCAAUCAAUGGCUCAAAGCCAAUGACACGUUCCUAUUUAGCUUGGUCAAUCCUUACAACGAUGGACCUCGUAAAUUGAAAGUGAAAAAUCCACAAAGAGCCAUCUAUUGUCAUGCCAGUAGUGGUCCAAGUUUUGGAGGUGGUACCAAUCUUGUAUUCGAUCCGUAUGAUUUGUAUCUCGAUAGUUCAUUGAAACGAGGACACACCAAUGUCGGUGGUGCUUAUUCUACUUUCAGAGGUGGAUUUAGAAGUGAUGAAGCACAAAAGAGUUUAGCAGGUUCAUUGAAUGCAUGGAUUUUGAACGAAGUCGAAGUUUUCUUACUUCAAUAA
Molecule: messenger RNA, 2568 nt
Organism: Naegleria lovaniensis
Lineage: Eukaryota; Heterolobosea; Eutetramitea; Acrasida; Naegleriidae
Exons: 2
Coding region: 1-2568 (855 amino acids)
Molecular function (GO): protein binding
Source: RefSeq, a predicted model, not a curated record